Helicoverpa zea (corn earworm) is the source of this 757-nucleotide messenger RNA. RefSeq lists its product as uncharacterized. The record is from RefSeq and is a predicted model, not a curated record. Gene Ontology annotation, molecular function: protein dimerization activity. The coding region runs from base 69 to 707 and encodes 212 amino acids. The transcript is spliced from 2 exons. Lineage: Eukaryota; Metazoa; Arthropoda; Insecta; Lepidoptera; Noctuidae.
CACGUAUUUACUGUCACUGUAAAUGAAAGAAAGUUUAAAAGUUUUACGUGCAUUAUUAAUUAAUUGCUAUGCCGCCUAAAUACAGUCAGCAUUACCGGUCUGAGUGGGAGCAAAUGCUGGAUUUCAAGGAUUGGUUACAGCCUGUCAAAGAUGAUACGACGAAGGCCUAUUUAGAAGAAACUUUAAAAGCAGUCAAGCCUUCUCUAAUCGAUAUUGCCCAAGAAUUCCGAGUGGAUGCAGCUACAAUGGAUAGGCUCAUGUCUCAAUGGAGAAACAUAGUGCACAUUAAAUGGGAACGCACAUCUUCCACUGUAGAAUUCUGGAAUGAAGUAAUUGAUUACAAAGAUGCAGCUGGUAAUAACCCCUUUGCAGAUUUAUCUCAGUUAGCAAUAUCAUUAUUAUCACUACCUCAUUCCAACGCAGAAAUUGAACGCGUUUUCAGCCAAAUGAAUAUAGUCAAAACUAAACUUCGCAACCGUUUGUCGAUAAAAACUUUAAAUGCCAUUCUAUACGUCAGAUUCGGCCUAAAGAGGGCAGGGAAAUGCUGCUAUUCUUACACAGUUCCGGAUAACGUACUGCGCUCUAUAGGUACCAAGGAGAGUUAUAGUCUUGAGAAUAAGGCUUCCACGUCUACAUGCACAUCAGCUGCCGAGCCUGCCGAUGAAGACGAAGAUAUUAACAUUUUAUUUAGUAACAUAGUCGAUUAAAACGUAGAAUAAAUCAAAAUUUUGUUGAUUAAUAAACAUUUAAAAUUAAA